UAUUUUACUUGGAUCAAUUAUUUAUUUCUGACUCGUUUCACUUCUUAUUCUAAUAAAGUUCAUUUUGAUGUUCGUACACAGUACUGCAAGCAGAACAUUCAAAGCAGGACUUCCGAGAUUACACAGAGAUAUAUCCCUGCGUAAACGAACGACGAAUUGCGCUGCAGUCACUUUCGCAGACGAAGUAAACAAACUUCUGCAGUAGUGACUGCAUAAACGAAUGCACCCAAAAGCUUCGAAGCGUUUGAUUAACCAAUCAAAAUAAAAAUUUUAUGAAUUGGCCAAUCAAAAAAUGCUUCGAAGCAUUUGUAGCACCAAGUGGACUGCACCUCUAUUGAAGAUUUCGGUGGAAACUAGACUAUUGAGAAGAUAAAAGGGACUUCUAUUAAAUAGAGAAAAAAGCAAUUUUUACCUUAAUAUUAUUGAAUGUUCAAAAUUAUUCGAUUUGCAUUAUCAGUUUGUCAGGAGUAUAGCCUAAAAAAGUAUCGUUUAAGUUGAAAAUUUGGUAAUACUACUCGCCGAGUUGAUCGGCAAAAUUAGUUUAUUGGUGAGUUUGGUUGUCGAUGCAAAUAAUAAUUUGAAUCCAUGAAGAUGAAUGUCGAAGAGAAGAGACUCAGGACAUUUCGCGAGUGGCCAGCGAACGCUGCGGUUGAUCCGGUGCGUCUUGCGAAAGCAGGAUUUUAUUAUACCGGACACAUUCUGGAAGUACAAUGUUUUUUAUGCGGAACAAAAAUAUCUGAUUGGAAUUACGGUGAUCAAGCUAUGGUCCGUCAUCGAUUAAAGGCACCUAAUUGCCCUUUCGUCCGUGAUUCAGCCAGCACAUGCAAUGUGCCAUUGAUACCAGUAGCUGACAAUACCACUGCAGUAGAAUCGACAACACAAAGUCGACAAUUACUGGAUUUGCAACAAUCUAAUAGUGUUGGAAACAAUUCAAGUAUGGUACAAAGGCCAAUGGAUCCUUCAAAGGAAUAUAGCACCAUCACGCAGAGACUAUUGUCAUUUAACAAUUGGCCGAUAAGUAGCAUUGUUCAUCCGGAGCAACUAGCCUUAGCAGGAUUUUACUAUCUUCAAUGUGAAGACAUGGUGGAAUGCGCAUUUUGCAGAGGUAUCUUAAUGAAUUGGAAACCUGGUGAUGAUCCAGAUUGUGCGCACAGAUUGAGUUUUCCAAAUUGUGAUUUCUAUAUGAGACGAGAUACAGAAGAUGAUCUUUUAGGCUUAGUUAGAGUCAUACCUGAGACUAUAACAAAUAUGACAGAAUUAGGAAUACAAAGACAUAAGGCACCUCAAAGGCCAGAAUAUACAACAUAUGAGAAAAGAUUGCAGACUUUUAGAGGAUGGCCGAAAAAUCUUAAGCAAACUCCAGAGAUGUUAGCUGAAGCUGGAUUCUAUUAUGGCGGAUAUGAAGAUCAAGUUAGAUGUUUUCACUGCGAUGGAGGGUUACGAUAUUGGCAACCAACGGACGAUGUAUGGGUUGAACAUGCACGGUGGUUCUCAAAUUGUGGUUUUGUAAAUCUUAUCCGUGGACACGAAUUUGUGAAAUAUUGCAUAAAUAAUAGAACACCUUUGGAUCUUUCGAUUAUUACUGGUAUAUCAGAAGAAGAUAAUGCUGCAGAAACUUCGAUUGAAUCUCUUUCUUCAAUUCCACAAUCUAAUGAAUCAGAUGCAAUGGCAUCUGUGGCAGAUGUCGCGGCAACAUCAAUUACAUCUCUUCCUACAAUUUCACAACUUAGUGAAUCAACAACAGGUACAAUAGCAGAUGCCGCAGAAGCUACAGUUGUAUCUUUACCUACAAUUUUACGAUCCAAUGAACCAAUAACAAAUGCAGCUGUUGAGAAGCUCUUAGAGACAGUCCCAGCUAAGACUGCCCUUGAAAUUGGAUUACAUGUAGGUAGAGUAAAGAGAGCUCUGAAGAAAAGAAUGGAAAGAUUUGGUAAACCAUACACGGAUGUUGUUCAACUCAUACAAGAUGUUCUGCACGAUCAAGUUCUGGAAGAGGAUAAUGGAUGUGAUAAUGGUACUUCUGAUUCCCCAACUUCAGAAUUGAAUAACUUAUUUAAUCAAGUUACUAUGCAAAUAGCUAAUAAUUCUACAAACAAAAAUAAUGCACAAGAAUCUGACGCAUUCGAAAAAGAAGUCGAAGAAAGGAAGAGGGAUAAUGAAUCAGAUGAUCUUAUGUCUUUGCGAGAAGAGAACAGAAGAUUAAAGGAAGCCCGUUUAUGCAAAGUUUGUAUGGAUCACGAACUAGCCGUAGUAUUUUUACCUUGUGGCCAUUUAGCAACAUGCAACAACUGCGCACCGGCUCUUGCGAAUUGUCCUUUAUGCAGACUAGGAAUUCGUGCUUAUGAUAUAUAAAAGAGGCACAAUCUCGCCUAAUGCUGAUAUAACCCCACCAUAUGUCAGAUUGCGAUAAAAUCUAUAUGUCAAUAUGUUAUAUAUCAAUGGUGUCUCACUGAUAGUAUAUCUCGCAGACAGAAUCCAAAGCUAUAGUAAUUAGUGUUAUUGCGUUUGCCGAAGGUAAGUACAAACGACAUAAAAAGUGAUUGAACAAAACAAUAUAUUUGUGCUAAUUUCUAAUUCUAACAUAGGUCUAAGAAUAAACUCGGCCAGAAUCGUCCCAAAGAAAUGAAAAAUAAAGAAUAUUCAUAUUUAGAUAAUUUCGCACUUUGUCAAAUGCAAGAAUAAUAUAAAUGUGAUAUUCGCAAUAUUUAUUGGAGCAAAAAUUGUAUAGUAAUUAGAUGUUAUCUAAAUGUUAUAUAUCGAAGACAAUAUUUUAUGUACAGUUUGAUGAUUGCAAAAUAGAAAUCUGUUGUGAAAUCGAUGUCACGUGUCGUGUGUACACUUUUUAAAAUAUAAAAGCAUUUUUACACACGU
Molecule: messenger RNA, 2871 nt
Organism: Pogonomyrmex barbatus (red harvester ant)
Lineage: Eukaryota; Metazoa; Arthropoda; Insecta; Hymenoptera; Formicidae
Gene: Diap2
Product: Death-associated inhibitor of apoptosis 2
Biological process (GO): negative regulation of apoptotic process; positive regulation of protein ubiquitination; regulation of cell cycle
Cellular component (GO): nucleus; cytoplasm
Molecular function (GO): cysteine-type endopeptidase inhibitor activity involved in apoptotic process; ubiquitin protein ligase activity
Source: RefSeq, a predicted model, not a curated record